AUGCAUCCAGUGUAUUAUAUACUUAAAGGUGUUGAUUUUACUAUUAAGAAGACCACAUCAGAUAGUAUUUCUACGGGAUCGUAUGGUGUUGAAGUAAGUAUACAACCAAAGAAGAAUAUGGCAGUUGUAUCACCAGACAUGAACAUUCAAACCCUAUCACUUCUAGUAAAUGCCAAUUCUAUUAGCAUUACAGCCGAUAAGAAUACUUCUAGAAAGAUGGAAAUUUCCAUUAAGGCGGAUUUAUCAUGUGCUGUGGUGGCUCAGGACUCAAUGAGCUACAGAUCCACUGCUGUAUAA
Molecule: messenger RNA, 297 nt
Organism: Nematocida parisii ERTm1
Lineage: Eukaryota; Fungi; Microsporidia
Exons: 1
Coding region: 1-297 (98 amino acids)
Source: RefSeq, a predicted model, not a curated record